Colletotrichum phormii is the source of this 2270-nucleotide messenger RNA. RefSeq lists its product as uncharacterized. Gene Ontology annotation, molecular function: protein binding. Lineage: Eukaryota; Fungi; Ascomycota; Sordariomycetes; Glomerellales; Glomerellaceae. The transcript is spliced from 4 exons. The record is from RefSeq and is a predicted model, not a curated record. The coding region runs from base 237 to 1913 and encodes 558 amino acids.
UUGUAUCUUACCCUCGUACCUUGGUAGGUAUCUCGAGUGCACAAAUUUUUUGUGUUCCCCGCUUCUGCCUGGAUCAUGAAGCUCGCCCCACCUGCCUCGAUUUGCUGGACUUGAUCAUCACGUUCAUCGACCCAACAGACAUUGAUAUUUCUCGAUCUCAUAUUCACGUUGGAAUUUCCCCACGUUCAAAGAAACGGUGCAUCAAUACCUCGGCACACUGCUGUCGCCCUUCCAAGAUGUCACAGCCUACGCCAUCGGCAUCAGAGCCGUCAACAUCGGUGAUGGAUGCGCCGGCAAACCCCCAGCCCAACUCGCCUUUCAACAGAGUUCCUCUCGAGGUUCUCAUUCGAAUAUCCGAUCAACUGGCAACUCCCGACCUGGGAAGCCUCCGCCUGACAUGCAGGUCUAUAGAGCAGUCCAUGUUCAACACAUUCAUGGGGGAGUUCUUUACUCAACGCCAAUUCAUGCUCACAGAAUUCAGCCUACAGACCCUCAUCGACAUCAGCAAGUCACGGCUCAGUGAUUGUCUGCACUAUGUCAUCAUCGGCCUCAACACAUUCACACGUCACUAUUUUUCCCCUGGAGAGGAAGCCAAGGAAACUCGCUAUCGCGAAGCCCAAUCCGAUCACUACACCCUAGUCAACAGCGGUCAAGAUGUCGCUAUGCUGACGGAAGCUUUCAGAAACCUCAGAAACCUCAAAACUGUUGGCAUCCGUGACUACCACUCUAGUGGACGGAACUUUCGGGAUGGCUUCAGGGUCGACUGGGCGAGUUACGGCGCCACCACGCUCCAGCAGGAGACUGGGGUGAAUCUUCUCCGUAUACCUGUUGAUGAGAUGGUCACCUACACCAACAAAGUCUUCGUCACCCUCUUCACCGCACUUGGCAAUGCUGGUGCCCGCCCCAGUGCCUUCGAACUGCUCCGCCACCAGCAAGGCGUGCCAUCCGACGAUGCUUUCAACCUCUUGACCAAGUACCUCAAGCCCAAGGUUGUCCCCGUUCUCGAGGGUCUCGAGACCUUCAUCUGCGUUUUAAACGUAGCAACUGGUCCUUUCCGAGUCACUUCACUCACAGGCAGCACGGGCACUCCCGAACGGCGUCGAUACGACUAUCUCCUGCGCCUCUUCUUAGGGUACAUGCCUAACCUGAAGCAUUUGCGGACAAACUUCGCACACCCAGGCCACAACACGGAUGCCGUCGAUGAAUUUAUUGACUGGCUGGGCACACCUGCCCCCAACGCUGCCUCUGAGCCCGACGACAACCAGCUACCAACGCCUCCAGCUCCGGUGGCGUUUCCUCACCUUGAAGAGAUCAACUUGGGCUUCGUAGAAGUUGAACCGCGGCGGCUUCUCCAAGUCGUGCAAAAGUUUGCACCGACACUCAGGAAUCUAGAGCUGUGGAAGGUCACGCUCCGAUCCCGUACAGGAGCCGUUUUUGGGGACUAUGACACGAGAAGUGACAUCUCCAUUAUCAACAUGUGGGCUCGAUUCCUUCAGAGUCUGCGUGACGUUCCCAAUCUCGAUCUGAAUCACAUCAUGGUCGGCUGUCCUGCUCAGCGCAUGUCUAUGACGAGCGCCAGAGUAUGGGUUCAAGUCACAGACGGGGUGCCUGAUAAGUCCGUGAGCAAACGCGAGUACACAGGCAUCGACUGGAGGCAUUUUGUGGAAGACUUGGCCAAGCAAGUCAUGGUGAAUAUCCCUCCCGAGUAUGAGCGCAACUCAGACUCGGACGACGAAGAUGAAGAAGACAUGGACGACGGCAUCGACGACGACUUGGACGAAGACAUGUUUGACGCGAUCCAAGAAGAAAUGUUUGCAGAAGGCUACUUACCAGACGAGAUUGAGGACACGCUGGAUGACUACGCAGACGCGAUAGCCCACGAGCAAGGCUUUUAUCAGAUGGUGUUCCAGUAGAUAAGCGGGAUAUAGAAACACAAUUAGGCCCGGGCCGUAUUCCAGUCCGACUCUUCCCAUGAUUUACAAUCGUUGGGGCAACUGGUGAAAUUUGGAGGCUAAAAGGGACGUCCAGCCCUUGAAUCGAGGAUUCGGGGUUUUGCGUCUGGUGAUGUUGGCCAUGUAACUGCUUCUCGUGGCGUGAUCCGAUGUAGGGCCUGGAAUUGAGUUGGAAGGGUCCACCAUGUACAUCUCUAGGCAGCUGGCCCGCCCAAGGAAGUCAAUCAGGGUUGAAAAAUGAAUGGGCAUGAAGCGAUUCGGAUACCUCAGAUGGCAAACUUGAGGUACACUGCAAUUUGAAGCCAAGCACUUUCUCCA